CUUCCCUGGUGGGAGGGACUAGUCGCAGGGAAACGACGCAAGUGAGGGACGCAAGGAAUCCAUUUAACCGAAGUGAAACGCAGCCCCGGAUGCACUUUCUCAAACCUACAUCAAAUAAAUCUGCGUGUCAAUAUCUGCAUCACAUUCCUGGUGAAACCCCAUGGCUCGUGUCUUCGUCUACGGCACCCUGAAGAGGGGCCAGCCGAACUAUUACCGCAUGUUAGACGUCGCCAACGGGAAGGCGAAGUUCCUGGCGUCUGCAUGCACUGCCCAAAAACACCCGCUGGUUAUCGCCGGCAAGCACAACAUCCCUUUCCUCCUCAACGUCCCGGGUCAAGGUCACCGGAUCAAGGGCGAGAUCUACAAAGUGGACGAGAAGAUGCUGAAGUUCCUGGACGAAUUUGAGAGCGUUCCCACCUUGUAUCAACGCACUGAGGUCAAACUGGAGGUGGAGGAGUGGGUCGGAGAAGAGGAAAAGGAGAAGAUGGCAUCAGGAAGUAUCACAGAAGCGUUUAUUUACAGCACGACUUCAUACGAGGCGGACUGGCUUUCGCUGCGUCGCUACGACAGCUACGACUCAAAAGGAGAUCAUGGGCUGGAGUAUCAUACUAGAGAAGCACAAGACUGAUUUUCGUGGGAUAAUCAGAACAGAUCUGGAGUCGAUAGUUAAAGAAAUCCACUAGGUUUUCCUCACUUCUACCUCUAAGAAAAAUCACUUACUUGAACUCCUACGUCGGUUUCUAACUUGAUUCGUUUCACUACUUUUUAACCCAAUAUCAGUAGAAAAAUGUUUAAAACGUGGUCAAGUUUCUACGGUAUCUCUAUCUGCAAAAACAACUGGCUUUUUAGUUGAAACUAGGGAUGCUCCGAUCGAUCGGUCACCGAUCGAGAUCUGCCGAUACUCACUCUCUACCGAUCGAUCGGUGCUCUCUAAACAUGCCGAUCGCGAGGGCCGAUCGCA
Molecule: messenger RNA, 961 nt
Organism: Trematomus bernacchii (emerald rockcod)
Lineage: Eukaryota; Metazoa; Chordata; Actinopteri; Perciformes; Nototheniidae
Product: gamma-glutamylaminecyclotransferase B-like
Exons: 2
Coding region: 161-628 (155 amino acids)
Molecular function (GO): gamma-glutamylaminecyclotransferase activity
Source: RefSeq, a predicted model, not a curated record